CAGCGUCCGGCUCUGUUUUGAAUGAGUCUAUACUUUUCAGGAGGCAAUACCUAUUCCUUUUUAGCCCCACACAACAUCUUCAGAACAUUAAGUUGCCGUUAGCUGCGGUGGGGCUCUGGAAGCCAUUUUUGUCAAGCACAAGAAGUUUCUAUUGCCCUGGCUUCCAAAGACUCAGCGUUUCCAAAGCACACUCUGUCUCCCCCACUCGCAGCUAAAAAAUCUGCCCUUUAAAAUAUCUCCUCAUGAAGUAGGAAGCGCCACUUUUGACCAUGUCUGCUGACAUGAUUUUUAAUCUGGGAAAGAGUGUGAGGAGCUGACUGGAAGCAUCACUUUCUGGGAUGUCAGAGUCUCCGUGGAAGAGCCCUAAUUAAGGACUCAGAAUGACUGACAGGUGGUGGAAGCUCGAGAAAGCACAUUUGAUAUGUAGCAGAAGACAGCCUCUGAGUUGCAAAAAAACCUGGCAAUUGGAGACCUUGAAAAACUUUUGUACCUCCAGAUCAUCAGUCACUCGAUGUAAACCAGGAGCCAACUGCCCCAGUUCACACAGUGGCAUCAGUAGACAACUGUCCCCACUAUCUGUCACCGAAGAUUCCUCUGCUCCUAUUCUUGAACUUCAGAACCGAGGAUCCUCAGGAGUUUGUGGACACAGAGUUGAGAGACAAAACAGAUCAGCAGAUGAUGGGACACAGACUCAUUCUGAGAACAACAGCCAAGAAAACAGAAUCAAGGCUCACUGCCUGUCCUGCACGUCCAUGGUUCUGAAGGCCAUCUGGGGACUCUUGAUCAUUUUGUCAGUAUCAUCAUCUUGGGUUGGAACCACACAGAUUGUAAAAAUUACUUAUAAGAACUUCUAUUGUCCAUUUUUCAUGACUUGGUUUUCAACAAACUGGAACAUUAUGUUUUUCCCAGUCUAUUAUUCUGGUCAUCUAGCCACUGCUCAAGAAAAGCAAUCUCCAAUGAAAAAAUUCAGGGAAUGCAGUCGGAUUUUCGGUGAAGAUGGUCUGACGCUGAAGCUCUUUCUUAAAAGAACUGCUCCCUUUUCUAUUCUAUGGACUUUGACUAAUUACCUUUAUUUACUGGCUUUAAAGAAGCUGACGGCCACGGAUGUCUCUGCUCUGUUCUGUUGUAACAAAGCCUUUGUCUUCUUGCUGUCAUGGAUUGUGCUGAAAGACAGGUUCAUGGGAGUGAGGAUAGUUGCUGCAAUAAUGGCAAUUACCGGCAUCGUCAUGAUGGCGUAUGCAGAUAAUUUCCACGCUGAUUCCAUCAUAGGAGUGGCAUUUGCUGUGGGUUCAGCCUCUACGUCUGCAUUAUAUAAGGUCUUGUUUAAGAUGUUUCUCGGAAGUGCCAACUUUGGGGAAGCUGCACACUUUGUCUCCACCUUGGGUUUCUUCAAUUUGAUCUUCAUCUCCUUCACCCCAGUCAUCCUGUAUUUCACCAAGGUGGAGCACUGGUCCUCUUUUGCAGCUCUGCCAUGGGGCUGUCUCUGUGGGAUGGCAGGGCUGUGGCUAGCCUUCAACAUCCUGGUGAAUGUUGGGGUAGUACUGACAUACCCAAUCCUAAUCUCCAUUGGGACAGUGCUCAGCGUUCCUGGAAAUGCAGCUGUGGAUCUCCUAAAGCAGGAGGUGAUAUUCAAUGUUGUCCGCCUGGCUGCCACCAUCAUCAUCUGCAUUGGGUUUCUGCUGAUGCUGUUGCCUGAAGAAUGGGAUGAAAUCACCCUGAGGUUCAUCAACAGCCUGAAGGAAAAGAAGAGUGAGGAGCAUGUGGAUGAUGUGACUGAUCCCAGUGUACACCUGCGAGGCAGAAGCAGAGCCAAUGGGACAGUGUCUAUACCACUGGCUUAGAGAAGGACACAUUUUGAAUGCACGUGGAUGUAUAUUCUGUGAAUAUAACAAAAUUUUCUCACUACCUGUACACUCCAACGACAGUAUUAACUCUAAAUUUGGAUAAAUCAUAUGUGAAAUAAUGCCAACAAUAAAAGUUUACAUUUAUAUGCUUGUCAAGGAAUGGUGUAAAUAAUCGUAAUAGAUUUUCUAUUAAAACACUUUGUCCUU
Molecule: messenger RNA, 2051 nt
Organism: Cebus imitator (Panamanian white-faced capuchin)
Lineage: Eukaryota; Metazoa; Chordata; Mammalia; Primates; Cebidae
Gene: SLC35F4
Product: solute carrier family 35 member F4
Exons: 8
Coding region: 381-1841 (486 amino acids)
Cellular component (GO): membrane
Source: RefSeq, a predicted model, not a curated record